Vidua chalybeata is the source of this 7564-nucleotide messenger RNA. RefSeq names its product calcium voltage-gated channel subunit alpha1 G (gene CACNA1G). The coding region runs from base 35 to 7315 and encodes 2426 amino acids. Lineage: Eukaryota; Metazoa; Chordata; Aves; Passeriformes; Viduidae. Gene Ontology annotation, cellular component: plasma membrane; neuron projection; voltage-gated sodium channel complex. The transcript has 38 exons. Gene Ontology annotation, biological process: positive regulation of calcium ion-dependent exocytosis; calcium ion transmembrane transport; membrane depolarization during action potential. The record is from RefSeq and is a predicted model, not a curated record. Gene Ontology annotation, molecular function: low voltage-gated calcium channel activity; voltage-gated sodium channel activity.
UCGCCCCGGCUCCCCCGGGGCCGCCGGCCGGAGGAUGGACGAAGAUGGACCGCGAACGGCCGAGGAGGAUCCGGAGCCGGGCAGAGCCAAGACUUUCAUCCGCCUUAAUGACCUGUCCGGGGCCUGGGGCCACCCGGGGCCGGGGGACAGGGAGGCGGGCAGCGGCGACUCGGAGGCGGAGGCGCUGCCCUACCCGGCGCUGGCCCCUGUCGUCUUUUUCUACCUGAGCCAGGAGAGCCGGCCGCGGAGCUGGUGCCUCCGGUUGGUCUGUAACCCAUGGUUUGAGAGGGUCAGCAUGCUGGUGAUUCUGCUCAACUGCGUGACGCUGGGCAUGUUCCACCCCUGCGAGGACAUCGCCUGUGACUCACCGCGCUGCAGGAUUCUCCAGAGCUUUGAUGACUUCAUCUUUGCCUUCUUUGCUGUGGAAAUGAUCGUCAAAAUGAUUGCACUGGGUAUUUUUGGGAAGAAAUGCUACCUGGGAGACACAUGGAACCGCCUGGACUUCUUCAUCGUCAUUGCAGGGAUGUUGGAGUAUUCCCUGGACCUGCAGAAUGUCAGCUUCUCAGCCGUCCGCACUGUUCGAGUUCUGAGGCCACUCAGGGCCAUUAACAGGGUCCCCAGUAUGCGCAUCCUGGUGACACUGCUUUUGGACACGCUACCCAUGCUGGGGAACGUCCUCCUCCUCUGCUUCUUUGUCUUCUUCAUCUUUGGCAUUGUGGGAGUCCAGCUGUGGGCAGGUUUGCUCAGGAACCGCUGCUUCCUCCCUGAGAACUUCAGCAUCCCCUACACGGUGGAUUUGGAGCGGUACUACCAGACAGAGAAUGAAGAUGAAAAUCCCUUCAUCUGCUCCCAGCCCCGGGAGAAUGGGAUGCGCUUCUGUCGGAGUAUCCCAACACUGAGGGAAGAGGGUCUGGAGUGCACUCUGGAUUAUUAUUCCUACAAUGACACCACCAACACGUCUUGUGUGAACUGGAACCAGUACUACACCAACUGCUCUGCUGGGGAGCACAACCCCUUCAAGGGAGCCAUCAACUUUGAUAACAUUGGCUAUGCCUGGAUUGCGAUAUUUCAGGUUAUCACGCUGGAAGGCUGGGUGGACAUCAUGUACUUUGUCAUGGAUGCACACUCCUUCUACAACUUCAUCUACUUCAUCCUCCUGAUCAUUGUGGGCUCCUUCUUCAUGAUCAAUCUGUGCCUGGUGGUGAUAGCGACACAAUUCUCUGAGACGAAGCAGCGCGAGAGCCAGCUGAUGAAGGAGCAGCGCGUGCGGUACCUGUCCAAUGCCAGCACCCUUGCCAGUUUCUCAGAGCCAGGAAGCUGCUAUGAUGAGCUCCUCAAGUACCUGGUUUACAUUGCCCGUAAAGGCAGCAAGCAGCUAGUGAAGGCCUACAGGGCAGCAGGUGUGAGGAUUGGCUUCCUCGACAGCCCCACGAGCAAGGCAAGGGCCGAGCAUCAUACCAGGAAGCGCAAGAGCAGGAAGAGAUCCUCCGUGCACCACCUCAUCCACCACCACCAUCACCACCACCACCACUACCACCUAGGCAACGGGAACCUGCGAGCACCCCGUGCCAGCCCCGAGAUCAGCGAUGUAGAGACCAGCUCACUCCACAAUGGGACCAACCGGCUGAUGCUCCCUCCCUCAGUACCCAAUUCCCUGGGGGCCCCCAGUGCCUCUCCCAGCAACACUGAGUCCGUGCACAGCAUCUACCAUGCUGACUGUCACUUUGAGCCGGUGUGCUGCCGGUCAUCCCUGACACAGCCAAGCCUCGGCUUGCCAAGCCCAGAAGGAAUCCCCAAGAACAUAGUGGGCAGCAAGGUGUACCCCACAGUGCACUCCAGCACCUCCCAUGAGAUGCUGAAAGAGAAGAACCUGGGGGAGGCAGCGGUGGGUGCUGGGAGCAGCACCUUGACGAGCCUCAACAUCCCGCCCGGUCCAUACAGCACCAUGCACAAGCUGCUGGAGACACAAAGCACAGGGUUCUUCUCAGUCCACAUUACAGAGAAAGGCGAUGGCUUUCCAGGUGCCUGCCAAAGCUCUUGCAAGAUCUCCAGCCCCUGCACCACGCUGGAUGGUGGCUCCUGCACCCCUGAGAACUGCCCUUACUGCCUCACCGCGCUGGCGGGCGAGGCCGAGCUGUCAGACAAUGAGAUGGCCGACUCAGACAGUGAGGGGGUCUAUGAGUUCACACAGGAUGCCCACUACAGUGACCAGCGGGACCCACAAAGGGGCAGAGCCCGGGCCAGGAGAGCCCACCUGGUGCUGGCCUUCUGGCAUGUGGUGUGUGAGACUUUCCAGAAGAUUGUGGACAGCAAAUAUUUUGGCCGUGGGAUCAUGGUGGCCAUUCUAAUUAACACACUCAGCAUGGGGAUUGAGUACCAUGAGCAGCCAGAGGAACUUACCAAUGCCCUGGAGAUCAGCAACAUUGUCUUCACAAGCCUCUUUGCCCUGGAGAUGCUGUUGAAAGUCCUUGUUUAUGGUCCUUUUGGAUACAUUAAGAAUCCAUACAACAUCUUUGAUGGGAUCAUUGUGGUGAUUAGCGUGUGGGAGAUUGUGGGCCAGCAGGGCGGGGGGCUCUCGGUCCUGCGCACCUUUCGUCUCAUGCGGGUAUUGAAGCUGGUCCGCUUCAUGCCAGCCCUGCAACGCCAGCUUGUUGUCCUUAUGAAGACCAUGGACAACGUGGCCACCUUCUGCAUGUUGCUGAUGCUCUUCAUCUUCAUCUUCAGCAUCCUGGGCAUGCACCUCUUUGGCUGUAAGUUCGCUUCAGAGCGGGAUGGUGACACUCUGCCCGACAGGAAGAACUUUGACUCUUUGCUUUGGGCCAUCGUCACUGUUUUCCAGAUUUUGACCCAGGAAGACUGGAACAAGGUCCUUUACAAUGGCAUGGCCUCCACCUCAUCCUGGGCUGCUCUCUACUUCAUCGCUCUCAUGACAUUUGGGAAUUACGUUCUCUUUAAUCUGCUGGUGGCCAUCCUGGUAGAGGGUUUCCAGACAGAGGGUGAUGCUUCCAAGUCUGAUUCCGAGGGGGAUCUCUUCCCCCACAGCCUGGAAGAGGAGGGAGAACUUAAGAAAAACUUGUCAAAUCCAGCCUCAAUGGCCCUGAGCGACCACCCAGAGCUGAAAAAGAGCCUGACCCCGCCACUUAUCAUCCAUACGGCCGCCACGCCCAUGCCCAUGCCCAAGAGUGCUGUGUUCGGGGAUGUGGCGCAGGGUUACGAGUCCCGCCGGGCCAGCGGCGUCUCCACGGACCCCGUGGCCGCUUAUGAGCUCAAGUCCCCGCCCAGCACCCGCAGCUCCCCACACAGUCCCUGGCGUGCCAGCAGCUCCUGGAACAGCCGCCGCUCCAGCUGGAACAGCAUCGGCCGGGCCCCCAGCCUCAAGCGCCGGGGGCAGAGCAGCGAGCGCAGGUCCCUCCUGUCCGGGGAGGGGAAGGAGAGCUCGGAGGAAGGGGACAGCUCGGAUGAGGAGCACUCCAGCUGGGCCGACAGCUUCAAUGGCUCUUUGCCUCACCGCAUGGAGUCGCUGGAAACAAAAGGGUCCUUUGACCUCCAGGAUACUCUGCAGGUGCCUUCCCUGUAUCGGACCAGCAGUAUGCACAGCACCAGAACGUCUGUCUCCGAGCACCAGGACUGCAAUGGGAGGACCUCUCCAGGCCAGCUACUGCACCAGCUCCACCUGGAUGAGCCCCACCAAGAUGGUGAUGAUGGCGAUGAUGAAGGUAGCAUGAGCAAAAGGGACCGCAUGAAGGCCUGGGUACGGGCACGGCUCCCCACCUGCUGCAAAGAGAGAGACUCCUGGUCCAUCUACAUCUUUGCCCCUCACUCCAGAUUCCGUCUGAUGUGCAAUAAAAUCAUCACUCACAAGAUGUUCGAUCACGUCGUCUUGGUGAUCAUUUUCCUGAACUGCAUUACCAUUGCGAUGGAACGACCCAAAAUUGAGCCUCACAGUGCUGAACGGAUUUUCCUAACACUCUCCAACUACAUCUUUACAGUCAUCUUCCUGACUGAGAUGACAGUUAAGGUGGUGGCACUAGGCUUGUGUUUUGGGGAGAAAGCCUACUUGAAGAGCAGCUGGAAUGUGCUGGAUGGGGUGCUGGUGCUCAUCUCCGUCAUUGACAUCCUAGUCUCGAUGGUGUCAGACAGCGGCACGAAAAUCCUGGGAAUGCUGCGGGUUCUGAGGCUACUGAGGACACUGCGGCCCUUGAGAGUCAUUAGUCGAGCCCAAGGACUGAAGCUGGUGGUGGAGACUCUCAUGUCAUCCUUGAAACCCAUUGGGAACAUUGUGGUCAUCUGCUGUGCCUUUUUCAUAAUCUUUGGGAUCUUGGGAGUUCAGCUUUUCAAAGGCAAGUUUUUUGUGUGCCAGGGGGAGGACACCAGAAACAUCACAAAUAAAUCGGAUUGUACAGAAGCAAGCUACAAAUGGGUCCGGCACAAGUAUAAUUUUGAUAAUCUCGGCCAGGCCCUGAUGUCUCUUUUUGUCCUGGCCUCCAAGGACGGGUGGGUGGAUAUCAUGUAUGAUGGCUUGGAUGCUGUGGGAGUCGACCAGCAGCCAGUCAUGAACUACAAUCCAUGGAUGCUCCUCUACUUCAUUUCCUUCUUGCUGAUUGUGGCCUUCUUCGUCCUCAACAUGUUUGUGGGGGUGGUGGUGGAGAAUUUCCACAAGUGUCGGCAGCACCAGGAGGAGGAAGAAGCCAAGAGGCGGGAGGAAAAAAGGCUCCGCCGGCUGGAGAAAAAGAGAAGGAGUAAGGAGAAACAGAUGGCUGAUCUAAUGCUGGAUGAUGUAUUAAUGGAGAGCUCAGCCAGUGCAGUGCAAGAAGCUCAGUGUAAGCCCUACUACUCGGAUUAUUCCCGUUUCCGCCUCCUGAUUCACCAGAUGUGCACCAGCCACUACUUGGAUCUGUUCAUCACCGGCGUUAUCGGCCUCAAUGUCAUCACCAUGGCCAUGGAGCACUACCAGCAGCCAAAGGUUCUUGACGAAGCCCUGAAGAUUUGCAAUUACAUCUUCACCGUUAUCUUUGUCAUGGAAUCGGUUUUCAAGCUUAUUGCCUUUGGGUUUCGCCGCUUCUUCCAAGACAGAUGGAACCAAUUAGAUCUGGCAAUUGUGCUGCUGUCUAUCAUGGGUAUCACUUUGGAAGAGAUCGAGGUGAAUGCUUCACUACCAAUUAAUCCCACAAUUAUCCGGAUCAUGAGGGUUCUCAGGAUCGCCCGAGUUCUGAAGCUGCUGAAGAUGGCAGUGGGGAUGAGGGCCCUCCUGGACACCGUGAUGCAAGCGCUACCACAGGUGGGGAAUCUGGGCCUUCUCUUCAUGUUGUUGUUUUUCAUAUUUGCAGCUCUUGGAGUGGAGCUGUUUGGAGACCUCGAAUGUGAUGACACACACCCUUGCGAGGGGCUGGGACGGCAUGCCACAUUCAGGAACUUUGGGAUGGCCUUCCUGACCCUCUUCCGAGUAUCCACAGGAGACAACUGGAAUGGGAUAAUGAAGGACACGCUGCGUGACUGUGACCAGGAGUCCACUUGUUACAACACCGUCAUUUCCCCCAUCUACUUCGUCUCCUUUGUGCUGACAGCCCAGUUUGUCCUGGUGAAUGUGGUGAUCGCAGUGCUCAUGAAGCACUUGGAGGAGAGCAACAAGGAGGCAAAGGAGGAGGCAGAGCUUGAAGCAGAACUGGAGAUGGAGAUGAAGACCAUCAGCCCUGGCCAGCACAGCCCCUCGGACAUCUUUGUGUGGACAGGCACCACCAGUGGAGAGAGACCUGAGAACCCCCGUGGAUUUACCAAUCCCAUGCAAAUCAAGGUGGAUUCUCAGCUCUCACUAGCUUAUCAUAUGGAAAGGCACUUGUUUGAUACCAUAUCACUGCUGAUCCAGGAAUCUCUGGAAGGAGAGCUGAAGCUGAUGGACAACCUGUCAGGCUCUGUGUGCCAUCAUUAUGCCCUCCCAGCUCCCGAAUAUUACAACUCUGAGAAACAGAUCCCUCUAGCUGAGAUGGAGGCUCUAUCUUUGACGUCAGAUAUUCUCUCUGAAAAGUCCUGGUCCUUAGCUCUGAUGGAUGACUCUUUUCCUGAUGACAUUAACACACACUUACUUAAUGCUCUGGAAAGCAAUGAUGAUCUCCGCUCCAAGGACAACACGCUGACCCUGUCUCCCAGCAAGGACCUGCUGAGCGUGAGGAAGCCCUCGGUGGGACGUACCCACUCCUUGCCAAAUGACAGCUACAUGUUCCAGCCACCCUACUCCAGCCCCAGCCCUGCCUCCUUGGGCGACAGGAAACCAGCACAUCACAAGUCCCAGUCAGGUUCAAAGGCAUCGGUGCAGUCACAGCCAGCAGACACCAGCUCCCUCCUGCAAAUCCCAAAGGACCAUUUCCACCAUGCAAGAGCUCACAACCAUUUGGUGGGGGAGAGCAAGCCCCGGAUCUCCCAGCAGGUCCACUCCCCUUCUGCUGAAAGGCUGCUCCGCAGACAGAUGGCUAUAAGGAACGACUCUCUGGAUAGCAAGGAGAAUCUCCAUACCGAGGUGAGUGAACUCUCUGACCCAGAUGUUCCCACUGUGCCCAAGGAGGAGUCACCAGUGGCUCUGCUGCCCUCAGAAGUGAAUGAGUUGGCUGCCUGGAGUCGGGCAAGCGUCCAUACACAGCAGCUUUCCCACAAUCAGUAUAAUAUUUCAAAGCAGGCACCAGCAUCCUGUGCUUGUGCAGACUCGUAUCAGGAGACCCCUGAGGAUUCAAUGGACCAAGAAGUAUCUGAAAUCAACAGCUCCUCAGAGCCUUUCACUUCAGAAACUUGCACAGCCUCGAGUGCCUGUUCGGAGGGUCAGCCUCUCACACCUAAGAGGAACAUGGGCAAUACCGGCAACAUGAUACUGAAGGACCUGAAGAAAUACCACAGUGUAGACACCCAGGGUCUGCUAAAAAAACCACCCUCUUGGUUAGAUGAUCAAAGGAGACAUUCAAUAGAGAUUUGUUCCAUAGAAAACAGCCCUCAGCACCAUUCCACAUCCAGCUCCUCUGGCUUUAUAAGUCAGGUGGUCAGUGAAAUGGAAUGCUUGCAAGGUACACGACAGAAGAAGAAACUGAGCCCUCCCUGUAUAUCUAUAGAUCCACCUGACGGGCAGAGUUUGAUACCUAGAGCACCCCACAGCAUCUCACCUGCCAGUGGAGACGUUUGCUUGAGGAGGCGUGCUCCAUCCUGUGAGUCCAAGGAUUCAAUGGAUAUAGGGGAUUCAUUGCUUCCAGACAGUAUGUCAACAUCUCCUACCCCAAAGAAAGACCUGUUGACACUUCCUAGCUUUUCCUUUGAUCAAACUGAAAUGGACCCCUGAGUUACUUUUCUGUUGGUGCCAAAUGUCUUCUUCCUUUCAUGUAAUAGAAAAAAAAAAAAAAAUUUAAAAACUCUGUACUCCAAAAUGGCACUGGGUAAAAAGUUUCCAAAGAAAGAUUAAAGAACCAGCUGGUUAAAAGAGUGGUUAACCUAUAUCACGCUUACUUAAGCAUAUGUUCUGCUUAGGUAAAAGCAAUACAAUGUGCAGAAUCUAUAUGUAUAUUAUAUUUUAUUAAAUUAAUUGAAUCUA